AUGAAGGAUUCAAAUGUACUUGAAAUCCCUUUGGACCAAAGGGUUGGCUUAAAAGUGCGCAAUUUGAGUGUUGCCGUAAAGUCAGAAGUUAAAAAGAAGGAGCCUUAUCAUGUGGAUGAAAAGGAUAAUUUCAACGGAAAAUCAUCGAGAAUACUUAAUGACAUAUCAUUCGAUGUCAAUAGUGGAGAGUUGAUUGCCUUGAUGGGAGGCUCGGGAGCAGGUAAAACCACUUUAUUGCAUACACUAUCGCAGAGGACAAAUGUGAAAAACAAGAAAUUGGAGUAUUCGGGAAGUAUUCAAUACACAAGAACCAAUGACAGCAUCCAGUAUAUUAAGCACGCUUAUCUACUACAGACCGAUUUCUUCCUUCCUGGUUUAACUGUCUUGGAAACUUUCCAAACACAAGCAGAUUUAAGGUUACCACCAAAUGUGAGCCAAGAGGAGAAACAAGAGUUGAUAGAUUACAUUAUUGAUGUGUUGGAGUUGGGGCAUUUGAAAAACACCAGGAUUUGCGAAUUUUCACUGCAUGCAACAACAUUAUCUGGUGGUGAACAAAGAAGAGUGAGCUUGGCAAUUCAGUUGUUGUCCCGUCCUUCACUAUUGUUUCUUGAUGAGCCAACCACAGGGUUAGACACCUCAUCCUCAUUAAAGUUGGUGAAAUUGCUACAUAAGCUUGCUUCCAAUACAUACGGCAUAACUGUUAUCUUAUCGAUCCACCAGCCUCGGCCAGAGAUUUGUGACUUAUUUGACAAGGUAUGCUUAUUGACAAAAGGUGGCCGAUUGGUUUACUUUGGAAACCUAAAGGAUGAAGCCAUGAGCUAUUUUUCGAAAUUGGGUUAUCCACCGGAGAUGAACCAGCACAUCAGUGACCAUGUAAUGAGCUUGUCUGUGAAAGAUUCAAGUACUAUCGACAACGAGCUGAGGUCAGCCGCAAGAAUCAAUCACUUAGUGGAAACUUGGAAGAAUGAUCACUAUUACGAAUACAACAGUACACCAAAAAAGGAUCAAGCUCUGUUUUUGGCAAAUUUGAAAUUGUUUGCGACCCCCAAGCAGGACCAGAUUUCCUUUAUGCAAGAGCUUAUAGUUCUGACAAAGCGGACAUUCAAACUUACUUAUCGUGAUAUCCAAACCCUCUUGGUGUUAAACCUUGGCUUUGUAUUUCUAGCUGUAACGCUCGGAUGGAUGUUUUAUCGUCCUAAGCAUGAUCUUGCUGGUAUUAGGUCCUUAGUUUCUGUGCAAUAUGUUGUUUUGGAAGUGGUGGGAUUCUGUGCCAUGUUUAUCGAAGUUGAAAGACUCUGGAAUACGGAUGGUGCUUACUUUUUCCGUGAGUACCAGGAACACGUUUUGAGUAUUCCAGUUUUUAUAAUAUCAAGAAGAUUAGCCAAAUUUUUGUUGGAAGACUUGCCCAUGACGAUCAUUUUUUCAGUCAUUACAUUCUUUAUGUGGGGACUCCGGGUAGGAGGUGGGUCACACUUUGGAAUUUACUUUACUGUGACAUUACUUGUGCAAUUGGCAUGUAUGAGCAGUACUUUGUUGAUAUACGCCAUAUCUUCAAGCAUGCCCAUGUCGACCUUGUAUAUUAACUUGCUUUAUCAAGUUCAGAAUUCUGCUUCGGGUUAUUUUGUCAAUGCUAAAACCAUGCCGGUUUAUGUGCGGUGGGUGAAAUACUUGGCAUACUUUUGGUACGGUUUUGGUGCAUUAACUGCAAAUCAGUUUACAGAUUGGGUUGGAGAUUGUCCUUAUGAUGAUGCGGAUAGUUGUGCCGAGUAUCAUGGUAAUGUCCAGUUACAAAUUUGGGGAUAUCCUCAAAACUGGAUUGCUGAACCAAUUGGUAUAUUGAUUGUAUGGGUCACUGGAUUUAUAGUUCUUUCAGGUGUUGCUUUGAAGGUAAAGAAUCUUGAUGUGGGUAUGGCCAAGACUAAAGCGAAUAAACUUGGAGAUGAAGACGAAACAAAUGAUGAUGACAAGGAAAAGAAAGAAGAGGUAACUGAUGAUAUUGUACAAGAUGAACCAGCAUUCAACUCGAAUCCAACAAGCGCAACAUGUAUCGCUGCUAAUGACAACUACCCCAUUGAUCUCGAGCUACACAAUAUACAUUUGUCAAUUAAGAAAAAGAAAUUCUGGGGCAAACAGGUGGGUACCAAAACAUUAUUAAACAAUGUUAAUGCUGUUUUCAAGGCAAAUUCGGUAAACUGUAUCAUGGGUCCAUCUGGUAGUGGAAAGAGUACUUGUCUCAACUACUUGUCCAACCGGUUGGACAGGUCGGCGUCGUUUAUACCAUCAGGAGAUAUUAAAGUCAAUGGUGUGCAAGAUAUUUCGCGCAGUGAGUUGAGUUGUAUUUCAGCAUACGUUACUCAACAUGAUAGCUCCUUGAUUUCCAAUUUGACUGUACGUGAAACAUUAUACUACCAAGCCAAGUUACGUUUACCUUUGGACCAACAUUCAUCUAUUCCAAGGAUUGUCAACAAAUUGAUUAGACAAACGGGAUUGGUUGACUGCGCUGAUACAUUAGUUGGCGAUGAUUAUGCCAAAGGUUUAUCAGGUGGAGAAAAGCGGAGAUUAAGUAUUUCAAUUCAGUUACUAUCGAAACCUAAAGUAUUGUUUUUAGAUGAACCGACAUCGGGGUUAGACUCGUCUACAGCAAAGGCCAUUUUUAACUUGUUAUCAGAAUUGGCGAUAGAAAAUGGGACAACUGUGAUUUUGACCAUUCAUCAACCAAGUGAAGAAAUAUUUUUAAGUUUUGGCAGUUUGUUGUUUUUGGGUAAAGGUGGCAAUGUCAUUUAUAAUGGAAGUGCUCAUGGAAUUGUUGAGUAUUUGGCAAACCUUGGGUUUGCUAAUCAUAGUCAAUUGAAUAUUGCUGAUUACAUCUUGGAUUUAAUUAGUCAUAAUUCUGAGGAUGACGACCCACAAGCGGUUGAUAAUAGAACUGAAAUGUUGAUUAACAAUUGGGCUUGCAAUCGGGUGCAUCAAAAUGAUAAUGAGAAAGUUGUAGCCAGUGACCAACGUCAAGUAAUUGAUUUGUCCCAAUUCUAUUUCCAAAGACUACCAUUCAUUCAUACAUUUGCUACAGUAACCAACAGACAAUUUUUGACAUCAUUUCGAUCAAAGGAUAGUAUCAUUAGUAGAAUUGGGCAGACAAUAUUUCUUGCAAUUGUCCACACAUUGUUUUUUGCACCAUUGAAAAACACGCAAGAUGGUAUUAACAACAGAUUAGGUUUGAUUCAAGAAGUGUUGAAUCUAUAUUUUGUUGGGUUCGUCAACAAUAUCAGUUUAUACCCAUUUGAAAGAGACUUGUUUUACCAGGAGUAUAAGGAUGGCAUUUAUGGAGUAUCAGAAUUUGGAAUAUCCUAUUUACUCAAUGAAUUUCCAACCGAAAUCAUACCAAGCUUCUUUUUCGCGGCAUUGAUUGUGUUUGUUUGUGGGUUACCUCGAAAUGCCGCCAUGUAUUUUGCCAUGUUUGCCACUGGCUUUGUAUCGAUAAAUUGUGGUGAAUCGAUUGGUAUUUUCUUCAACAGUAUCUUCAAACACAUGGAAGUUGCUACCAACGUAUUGUCGAAUCUUAUCAUUAUUGCUGUUUUCAUGGGUGGUACAAUGUCGUUGCAUAUGCCCAAUUUUUUCAAAGCCAUGAAUUAUUUGAGUCCCAUGAAAUACGCGGUGUCGAUAUGUGCUAAUUUGGGAUUCAAGAGCCAAAUGUUUUCAUGUGGUUCUACUGGUGAAUGUAGCUUACAAACAGGACACGAUGUAUUGCUGUACUACAAUUUGGAAGCAAACAUUGGUGCUAUGUUUGGUGGCUUAUUUGCCUGUCUUGUGGUGUAUAGAUUGCUUGCCAUUGGUUCAAUUUAUGUCAGGGUCAAAUGGUUUUAA
Messenger RNA from Lodderomyces margitis, 3864 nucleotides. It is a transcript of the gene ROA1, whose product is annotated as Roa1p. Gene Ontology annotation, molecular function: ATP binding; ABC-type transporter activity; ATP hydrolysis activity. The transcript has a single exon. Bases 1 to 3864 code for a protein of 1287 amino acids. The record is from RefSeq and is a predicted model, not a curated record. Gene Ontology annotation, cellular component: membrane. Lineage: Eukaryota; Fungi; Ascomycota; Pichiomycetes; Serinales; Debaryomycetaceae.